AUGGUGAACUUGUUUAAGAAAGGAGACAAGACUGACCCAGGAAACUACAGGGGGAUCACACUGUUGAACACAGUAGGAAAAGUGUUCUGUAAGCUGCUGAACGAUAGGAUAGUGGGAGUAUUGGAGAAGGAACAUAGCAUUAGUGAGGGCCAGGCAGGUUUCCGAAAGAAGAGGGGGUGCGUAGACCACGUAUUCACGGUAGGGAGAAACAACCAAGGUAGAAAGAGGGCAGGAAAGCCGACGUACUGCUUCUUCCUGGACGUGAAAAAGGCAUACGAGACCGUAUGGAGAAAUGGGCUGUGGAAACACCUGUCCAAAUACGUGAUCAAUGGGAAAAUGUGGAGAGUGCUGAAGAAGAUGACAGCGUGUACGAAAAGCGCGGUCAUGCUAGACGGAGAACUGUCAAAAUUCUUCGACAUUGAGCAGGGGGUCNUCCUGGACGUGAAAAAGGCAUACGAGACCGUAUGGAGAAAUGGGCUGUGGAAACACCUGUCCAAAUACGUGAUCAAUGGGAAAAUGUGGAGAGUGCUGAAGAAGAUGACAGCGUGUACGAAAAGCGCGGUCAUGCUAGACGGAGAACUGUCUAAAUUCUUCGACAUUGAGCAGGAGGUCCCACAAGAGGGGAGAGGCCUGAGGUGGAGCUCGCUCUCGCAGCGUCCGGCAUGGGCCGGCGCGGCGGGGGAAGUGGGGGGGCAUCCGGGGGUCAAGACGGCGGUCAGGCAGCAGCUGGCCGCCAAAAUCAUGGCGGAGAGAAGAAAAAGAUUGACAUGUUCAACGACGACCCCGGCGGAUUUUGCCGCUACCACCAGUCCGAGCUUCACACCAACGAGAAGUGUCGUCUCUAGCAGCAACUGCGGCGCGCGCGUCCGAGAGAGGGCGCCAUGGAGCGCUGCUCGGGCGGCGGCAGCCGCGGUGGCGGCGGUAGCCAACGAGGGGGUAGACCGCCGCCGGGGGCAGGCCGCGGUGGCGGCCGAUGGGAUAGGAGUGACGAUUGGAGUAGAGCCUGCUGCGUCUGCUUCGUCUUUGCUGAGUGUGGAAUCUAGUGAGGGGCCGCCUGGUAGCGAGAGAUGGGUAGCUGACUCAGGAGCCAGCAACAGUUUCACCAACAGCAGCCUACACAUGUAUGACCUACAAGAGAUCCCCGCCAGUAGGAAGUAUGUCGUUGUAGGUGAUGGUCGACUGCUAGAAGUGCAAGCCAUCGGUAGUAUUAAUCUUAGUUUCUUUCAGGAGGAUGAGAAUGGUGAGAAAACGACGAUGUGUGUGAAGCUCACUGACGUGUCUGUUGUAGAGAGCCUGAGUUUCAACUUGUUCUCAACGCAUGCUGUUUCUCUGAAGCAACCAAUCCUCUACGACGAACGUGGUGCAACCCUACAAAAUGGACUGCUCUUUGCUAGAGAGGAAAAAGCGUCUGCAGCGUAUGCCAUGCGGUUGCCGUACGACCCAUCUGCGACUAUUGUAGACCCUGCUGCUUUGCCCGCAUUCGUGACUGCCCCCGAUUCCGCCCCCGCCGUUGGCUCCGCGCGUUCCCCUUCCCAAAAGGGGGGCUCCGCGAAAUCAUUGGUGUCCAUGUUGCGUAUUCCUCCCGCUGGCUCAGCUAGCGUAGUACCUUCGGCUGAUAGCGUCCCGCCCACUGGUCCCACCAGUGUAGUACCUGCGAGUGAGAGCGUCCCGCCCGCCGGCUCUGCCGACGUAGUACCUUCCUCGGCGUCCGAGUUUGUGUGUGUGGGUACUUUUCCGGGUAUGGAUCUUGGAGAUACGAGUGUGCUCACCGACGAGCAGCUCAUGGAUGGCUAUGAUGACACCCCGUAUCAAGAUUUUUUCCCCGUGUUUAUCCCAGAGAGUGACGCUGCGAAUGUGGCUGGUGUUUUGGAUAGCAUUGAUGGGGGUGCUGAUUUUGACUUGGGUGCGGCCGCGCUUGGCCCUGGUGCGUCCCCGUUUGCUCUUGGUUCGACUGAAAAGUCCGUUGACAUCAACCGCUUCCACCGCUCCCUUGCCCACGCUUGCGAGCCUCUUUUGAGAGAAACUGCCCAGCAGGGAGGCAUCGUGCUCACCGGCAAGCUGGAACCGUGCACGGACUGCAUGAAGGCGAAGGGCAGGCGAGGGUCGGUGCCGCGGGGGCCGGGAGCGCGGGCGUCCAAGCCACUGGGGCGUGUUCACCUGGACCUGCGUGGACCGCUGGUGCCUUCCCUGGGCGGCAACCUCUACCUGUUCCUCGCCGUGGACAGCGCCUCGCUGUGGAACAAGGUCUACGGUCUCCGGCGGAAGUCCGACGCGCUGGCGGCAACGAAAAGGCUGCUGGUGGACGUGGGGCGGUACGACCUCGGGCGCAUCGAGUGUUUCCGCGUCGACAACGGCACCGAGUGGACCCGCGGCGACUUCCGGCGCUUCUGCGACGACAACGGCAUCGGCGUCGAGUUCACAACUCCUGGCGUUCCGCAGUACAACGGCGUCGUCGAGAGCGCCAUCUGGCGCAUCAUGAAGGGUGGCAUGGCCUCUCGCCGCAGCGCUGGCCGUUCGGCGACCAAGGUCAUCCCCGGGCGGCGCUCGCCACACGAGAUGUUCAUCGGCGAACAGGGGCCUUUCCGCGUGCUGCCGUUCUUCCAGCCCGGCUUCAUGCGUGAGGAUCGCCGCACCAAGCUCGACGACCAGGCCACCCUCUGCUACUACCUGAACGGCGGCGACAACCACCCGAGCGGCACCGUCAAGGUCCACAAGGCGUCCAUCGGCCGCGUCAUCUACACUAACAACGUGUCGUGGGUGACGUCGGCGCCAGCCGGACUCAUCUCGAUGCUAGACAGGAACACUCUGGUGUCGAUGCUGGAGGCUCGGAGCGCGGUGGAUAAGGAGCGCAGGGAGCUGGGGGGGGCGGAGGCCGGAGAGCCGGGGGGAACGGGGGCCGGAGAGCAGGCGGGAGCACUCGCAGCAGUGGACCCGGGGGCUGCAGGAGCGGGCUUUCCACUCGCAUUUGCCAAGCCCCUCGCCAACCGGGAAGACAUCGACGCCACGCUGCGAGACCAGCGCCCGCCGGAGCAACGCCCUGACCUUCCGCAUUGCCAGGCCAGCGACCUUCGUGUCCCCAAGAGCUACAAAGAGGCCAUGGCGUCGGAGCACCGGCACCUUUGGAGCGACUCUAUGCAAAGGGAGUUUUAUGGCUUGUUGGAAGCGGGGACUUUUACUCCGGCGAACGACCUUCAUGUCCCCAAGAGCUACAAGGAGGCCAUGGCGUCGGAGCACCGGCACCUUUGGAGCGACUCUAUGCCAAGGGAGUUUUAUGGCUUGUUGGAAGCGGAUGAGUUUGGAUGGCCCACUAAGGUUAAGUCGAGACUUGUAGCGAGAGAUGACGUUUUUGCUGCGGGAGAGAGGGAGAGAUGUGACAAGUUUGGCGCCGACCAUAAGAAGUCCGAGCCAGUGAAGAACCUGAGAGAGUUGAGAUGGUAUUCUGGGUGCUUGUACGAGAGGAACAAGGAGACCGGUAGGUUGAUGAUUUCUCAGCAGACUUUCACGGAUGAGCUAGCAGCAGAAUAUGGAGUAGUGGAAGGUACGCUGAUGCGGACUUUGCAAGCAAGGCAGCAGACCGUAGGUCGGUAUCAGGAGGGAUCGUGACGUAUGGAGGAGGCGCUGUGCCUGUGUUUUCCAGAACGCAGAAGUGUCACGCUUUCGACCACCGAGGCAGAGUACGUCGCGCUAGGUGACGUAGUGAAGGAGAUUUGUUUUUGAGGCAGAUUUGGGGUUUCAUGUUGCCGCAGGUCGGCAUGCUGUGCAUCCCCAUCUUCGAGGACAGCCAGGGGGCGAUUCAACUAUUUAGCGCUGAACCCCAUCUCAAACUCGGACUCGAAGCACAUAGAUGUAAGGCACCAUU
Messenger RNA from Ectocarpus sp. CCAP 1310/34, 3859 nucleotides. Lineage: Eukaryota; Phaeophyceae; Ectocarpales; Ectocarpaceae. The record is from the annotation of a GenBank genome assembly.